Messenger RNA from Zea mays, 1040 nucleotides. RefSeq lists its product as uncharacterized. The coding region runs from base 85 to 786 and encodes 233 amino acids. The transcript is spliced from 2 exons. NCBI's taxonomy places the organism in Eukaryota, Viridiplantae, Streptophyta, Magnoliopsida, Poales, Poaceae. The record is from RefSeq and is a predicted model, not a curated record.
CACAGGAGCUAAUAGAACACGUUUGCAUUGUGUGUGUGUGUGUGUGUCCACAGGCCACAGCACGAGCGAUGCGCACUAGUAUAAAUGAGCGCAGGGCAUCCCCCUCCCCUCCCCGGCAGUGCAGCUGGAGGAGCACCUCACCAGUGGACAUUGCUCCAGUCCCGCGUUCGUCUCCUCCCGCGAAAUACCUUCCUUCUCCGGGUACACAGAAGAGAGUCCGAGACCGCUAGCUACAUUAACGCUAGUCCCGCACACGCAGAGUACGUAAUGAUCCCAAGAGCGCCAGGUCUCUUCCGCCUCGAGGAGGGAGUGGGUGCCCGUGCCUCGACCUCGGCGCCAGCGGCGAUGGCGGCGCCCGCCGGCGACCCGCAGCUCGUCGGGCUCCGCCUCAUCAUCCAGCCGUCGCCGAGGAAGCAGCAGCUGCCCGCGGUGCUCAGGAAGUCCGCGGUGAGGAUUGUUAACCCGGCCACGGCGAGCGCGGUCAAGUGCCACGACGACGACGACAGCGGCCGGCGGGUGUUCGCGGGGCUCGAGUUCCUCAAGCGCUGCUCCUGCUGCCACAGGGACCUGGACGCCACCAUGGACGUCUUCGUGUACAAAGGAGAGCAAGGCUUUUGCAGCGCCGAGUGCCGGUGCCGCCACAUAGCCAAGGAGGAGCGGCGGGAGAUGGAGAUGCUGCUCAGGAAGCGCCGCGACGCGUUCCACAGGCGGCACGCGGCGGCGGCGGCGCCCAAGAUGCAGGCAUCAGAUCGGCGCAUCACGCUGCAAAUAACCGCCGCACGAUGAUAUAUGUGGGUGCAACUUUUUUUUUUUUGUUGUUGCCCUCUUCCGUCCGCUCUACGGUGUACCACUACAUACAUAAUAGGAGAGGAGGCACGAUCUCUCUCUGUGAGUGUGGAGUAUGAAAACCGAACAACACUGGCAGCUUGCAACGGGUAGCUCAUGCUCACUUCCUGAAGAACCAAAUCUUUUUCAGACCAGAUAUAUAUCAAAGAAUAUGAUUUUUUAUAAUAUAUAACGUAGAUAAGUGUUUUCAAGUU